Molecule: messenger RNA, 1600 nt
Organism: Durio zibethinus
Lineage: Eukaryota; Viridiplantae; Streptophyta; Magnoliopsida; Malvales; Malvaceae
Source: RefSeq, a predicted model, not a curated record
AUGGCUACCAUACUUGACUCGCUCUUACCCCCGAGUCGACCCACCCUUCAAACUCGCCUUUCCACGCCAUUUCCUUCUUCUCCUUCUUGUCUCUGCACUCGCAGAACCCAAACGGUAAACCAUUUCCACACUACUUCCCCACCAUUGUCAUUUAUGUUUCUUUCAUUUCAUUGAUCAAUUAUGAUUCCUGCAUUUGGUUAUAUAAAUUUUCAUUUUUAGUUAGCGAUUUUAUGUUGAGAGUACAUGAAAAAGAGUGAAAAGAAAGCAUCUUUGAGUUGUUUUUGCAAGUGGGUAAUUAUAGGAAAACAAGCUCUCUGUCUCAGGUAUAUUCAAAGAAGAGAACUUUCAGUUGCCAUAUGAUAGGAGAUUAGUUUAAGAAAGAGAAUGUUGGUUGUGAUUAGUAGUGCAAUUUGUAGGCAUUGCAGUUGAAAGAGAUGGGUUUGUGUCGAAAAGGGACAAAAAGACAUCAAUUUGAGACUAAAGCUUUUGCAGUCCCAAGGAGGAAUGCAAUGGCCUUGAUCUUGUCAAGUUAUAUCUUCUCAGAAGUUGGUUUACAUGAUAUUGCAUUCGCUCAACCAUCUGUGGGGUUUAGGGAAUACAUAGAUACAUUUGAUGGCUAUUCAUUCAAGUACCCUCAGAACUGGAUUCAAGUUCGAGGUGCUGGAGCUGAUAUAUUCUUCAGGGACCCUUAUGUUCUUGAUGAAAAUCUCUCCGUGGAGUUAUCCUCUCCUUCAUCCUCCAGGUAUAAGACUGUUGAAGACUUGGGUUCUCCACAAGAAGCUGGAACAAAAGUAUUAAAGCAGUACUUGACAGAGUUCAUGUCAACAAGGCUUGGUGUAAGGCGUGAAUCAAAUAUACUUUCCACAUCCUCAAGAGUUGCUGAUGAUGGAAAGCUAUAUUAUCAAGUUGAGGUGAACAUAAAGUCAUAUGCAAACACCAAUGAACUGGCUGUUAUGCCACAAGACAGAGUACCUCGAUUGGAAUGGAACCGGCGCUACCUCUCUGUUCUUGGAGUUGAAAACAAUCGGUUAUAUGAGUUGAGAUUACAAACACCAGAAAGUGUAUUUGUAGAAGAAGAAAAUGAUCUGCGGCAAGUCAUGGAUUCUUUUAGAGUGAACAAGGUGGCUGGCUGAUCAGUUUUUUAGCUUGAGAUUUUUUCCGAUGGGAUGAGGUUUUAUUCUUCUUUUUAGCGCUGUUUUUUUUUUUUUUUUUUUUUUUUUUUUUAUUAUGUUACAUAGAUUUAUCAUUUCCUCUACUUGUAUAUUCUUUCAAUCUUCCUUUAUUAGUAGACUUCCUUUAUUAGUAGACUUAUAUCUUCUCCAUGUUGUUGUAAUUUAUAUCAAUUCCAAUGGCAUCAUUCUAAAUUAUUUUAGCUGAAGAUUAUCCCUAGCUAGUCUAUUACCAUAGCUUCCUUACACUGGAUGAAGUAGUCCAGCUAAAGAUUGUCACAAGAAAGUCGGUAAAUUGCAUUGAUUUUAUUGUGUAUGAUCCGUGAUGGUUAUGAGCAGACUUUUCCUGAUAUUGAAAUUGGAGGGAAAGGAGCGAUUGUUUCUCAAAGUACUCAUAUUUGAGAAGCACCUGAGGAAAAAAAUGAAGUUAU